Messenger RNA from Cuscuta europaea, 1320 nucleotides. Lineage: Eukaryota; Viridiplantae; Streptophyta; Magnoliopsida; Solanales; Convolvulaceae. The record is from the annotation of a GenBank genome assembly.
UGUAUAUAUAUACUAAAUGUAGCGAACGGGGAUUAUCGACCUGAACAGGCCAACACCCCAACCUGGCCAAGCCCACCCAUAUGUUAUUGCGGGCUGGGCCCGGCCCAGCCCGAUGGGUAACUAUAUAUGCCCAUGCCCGCCCAUUUGUGCGAGUGGGCAGGGCGGCUCGGUUUUGUGCAGGUCUAGCCUCAUCAAUAACGUGUAUAUACAUACUUAUUUUAUAUGUCAAAGUGAGGCAUAAAAAACAAUCUAUAUCUUCUAUUACCAAUGAUUCUGGACAGGUAGUGACAUCAAAUGAAGGGAUUGGGGAAGCUGUUAUCUCUUUCUUCUCCCAUCUUUAUUCUUUAGACCCUAAUAUUGAAGCUGAUGAGAUCCUGCAACACAUACCCAAAAUUGUGAGUAAUGAAGAUAACUACAUGCUUAUGAAGCUGCCUGAGAGUGAGGAAAUUAAAAAUGCAGUAUGGGGCCUUAAUCAAAAUGGGGCUCCUGGUCCUGAUGGAUACAAUGGUAAGUUUUUCAGAAAAUGUUGGGAUAUUGUGGAUCAGGAUAUGAUUAGUGCAGUGCAGGAGUUCUUCUUGGGCAUUUCUAUUCCUCAAGGUAUAUCUAGCAGUCUGGUGACCCUUAUUCCCAAGGUGGAUAAUCCAUCUACAUUUGGAGACUUUAGGCCUAUCUGCCUCUCUAACUUUGUGUCCAAGGUUUGUACUAAAGUUUUAGCUGACACACUGUCCCUAAUUUUUCCUAAAAUUAUCUCAGCUGAACAAAUUGGCUUUAUGAAGAAUAAAGAUAUGGUUGAACAUAUAUUAAUAGCCUAGGAAAUGAUCCAUUCUUUGAAAAAGAAAAUAAGGGGUUCUAAUGUUAUUGUCAAGCUUGAUAUGGCCAAAGCAUUUGACAAAAUAUCUUGGAAGUUCUUGGAAGGGGUCUGAUAUUCAUGUAAUUUCCGAUUGUAUGUUUGUAUUUUUAACUAGUUUUUAUUAGUUCUAGUUGAGGAAAUUACACACUUUUGGUGUAAUACUUUAUUUUCAUAUUUAUUUGUAAUUUGUUUAGAUUAGGACUUUUCUGAGCUAAACAGGUCAAAGAUCAUCCAAGGGAUCAAGAUUGGACAUUAAAAGAUCAAGGAAAGUGCAAGGAGGCAAGAAAGAUUUCGAUUUGGAAAAAAUACUCAUGUACCCGGUCGGGUAUUGCCUAUACCCGAUCGGGUAUUUGCUUGAUUCGAUUGUCCAAAUCAAAUCCGGGAACAAAUGAUCAUGGGAGCAAGAUUUCGUUAAGAUUUGUCACAUACCCGAUCGGGUAUGCCGACAUACCUGAUAGUCCAUGUUUCUG